Messenger RNA from Bipolaris oryzae ATCC 44560, 1167 nucleotides. RefSeq lists its product as uncharacterized. The record is from RefSeq and is a predicted model, not a curated record. The transcript is spliced from 2 exons. The coding region runs from base 1 to 1167 and encodes 388 amino acids. NCBI's taxonomy places the organism in Eukaryota, Fungi, Ascomycota, Dothideomycetes, Pleosporales, Pleosporaceae.
AUGACCGAAAUCACCAGCUCCGCGCCUAUGAUCGGCGACUGCACACAUGCUGUCUCGCCUUCUCUUGUGGUCAAGCUUCCACUCUCUCAGAAUGCCUGCCCAGUAUGCGUCAUCAGCUCUCAAAUGGCUGCAGUUCGAGCGGCCCAGAAUCACUUCUUGACGCGUGGAGGCGUCUUCAUGUCCAGUUCAGGUGACGUUAAAAAGCAUGUCGUCGCUACAAGGUACUGGAGAAAGACAAAAAUCGCACUGGCAAAUACCAUCAUGAAGUUUGAAGACUUGCUCAAAGAGCCUGGCCUGCCAAUUGAAGACAUAGCAAGGCUGAGUGAAGCACUGGGGGCAUGGGACGACCAGAAGAUGUUUCUGAGUAGAGUGCCAGGCUUGAGAUAUGUUAGAGGGCCAGAAACACCUGUACCAACAGAAGAGGAUAGGGAACGUGCAAGGGUGUUCAUGAACUGGGUGCGAAAUACAAUGAAGAGGGAGAUGAUACUGAGCGCUAUGAGAGACAAAGUCAGGUCGAUACCAGCUCGGCCACCUGACAAAGACCUGCCUGGAUGGCAACUCAUAGAGCCCAGGUCAUUUUGCCAAUCCUCGCACAAACAAAAGAUGGAAACCACCCUCCCGUCAACCUCCCUCACAACCACCACCACCACCUACACGUAUCCAGCCACCCCCAAAUCCAUCUUCCAAACCUUCCGCACCCUCAUCACCCCGAAGCCCUCUGACCCCACCCCUAACCACAAACAAGUCCGUAUCUCCCCUUCCGUAACCAUCUCCUCCGAGCACCUCUCCACUGCCAACCCCUCCCCCUUCAAGUCCCUCUCACGCACCUGCACCACCGCCCCGCACUCCAUCCACGCGACCGCCGAGCACAAGCGCCACAAAUACGCAUACUUCCGGCGGCACCCAACCUACGAGCCGGGAGCGUGGGCGUCGGCCGAGGGGUCAAGAAAGGCGAAUACGAGUUUCUAUCAUGCGAAGCCGUGGGCGGUGGAAAUGUAUGUGGGCAGGGAGUUGAAGAGGGAGGAGAGAGAGAGGAAGCUUGCGGUGCAGUUGGGGAGGGAUGGACGGAAGUGGAUGGUUGCGAUGGCUGAGGUGGGGAAGAUGGAUGUGCAGAGUGUGAGGCUUGAAAGGUUGGUUGUUUGGUUGUCAGGGCUGGGAGGAGGGUAA